AUGCAGGGGAAUAGGACCAUCUACAAAGCGCACCAAAAAUACGGACCCAUCGUUCGAUUGGAGCCAUCAGAAAUAUCCGUAAAUUGUGUCGACGGCGGGAUUCGGACUGUCUAUGCUGGUGGGUUUGAAAAACGUGACUGGUACCCUCGCGUGUUCGGUGCUUACGGGUAUCAUGUUCUCAACGGAGGGGACCAAACCCCAUUCGGUGCGCAAACAUAUUCCAAAUUUUAUCUGCAAGCUUCUCCACACAUGGCCGCAAUAUCGCAGGCUAUCAUAUGCCGACAUCUCCUACCAGUUCUCCAGCAGAACAUACAAUUUCAGGCCAAUGUAGAAGUUCAUGGGCUUAUCAAUGCUAUAGCGAUGGAUUUUGUUCCCGCAUAUAUAUUUGGGCUCGCAUCUGGCACCAAUUUUUUGGAGGACAUUCCUACCGCGAGAGAUUGGUUCAGAGUCUAUCAGUCACGAAAGCCAUUUGAAUUCUUUUACCAAGUUCCCAGGAUGACGUAUUUGGCCAAAAUGCUAAAGAUCCCAUUAAUUUCCAAAUGGAGUGACAAGGCUAACCAAGUUAUGGAGAACUGGGGGUUGGAGAUGAUCGAUUAUGCGGAAAAAUUUCUUGCAUCGACAGAUCCGGCCUGCGAACCGGUUUCAUUGAAGCAACAGCGUCUCGAGUUAGCCUGCGAGAUGUUGACCAUCUUGCCGCUAAUCAUGAAACUAGCGCUGUUGCCCUUACUUAUUUUCACCGGGAGCUAUCGAGGAAUCCUGAUUUGCAGGGAGAGCUUCGAAGAAUUGGAGACGCUUUCACCAAAAAUAAUAGCCCAAUCAGUCCCUGAAAUCCCAACCGAGUUACCGCACCCAAAAGCUAUCGAUGCUUUACCACUUUUGGGUGCAAUCGUUAUGGAAACGCUUCGCCUCCACUCUCCGAUCCCAGGUAUACAACCCCCAAUAACGCCAGCACCAUCUACAACUCUCGCGGGAUACGAUGAUUUUAAAUUCCUCGGAAAACUCGAGUAA
Molecule: messenger RNA, 1008 nt
Organism: Histoplasma capsulatum G186AR
Lineage: Eukaryota; Fungi; Ascomycota; Eurotiomycetes; Onygenales; Ajellomycetaceae
Exons: 3
Coding region: 1-1008 (335 amino acids)
Molecular function (GO): iron ion binding; oxidoreductase activity, acting on paired donors, with incorporation or reduction of molecular oxygen; monooxygenase activity
Source: RefSeq, a predicted model, not a curated record